Molecule: messenger RNA, 4662 nt
Organism: Colletes gigas
Lineage: Eukaryota; Metazoa; Arthropoda; Insecta; Hymenoptera; Colletidae
Exons: 10
Coding region: 179-3883 (1234 amino acids)
Source: RefSeq, a predicted model, not a curated record
UGGUUCGUGUUGCCUUUCUUCCCAUUGUUUGCGCAUUCUCGUGCCGCCUAUCACCCGAUCUUAUCACGUGCCCGUGGGGAUAUCAUCUGCGAUUAUUGUUUCGAACGAUUCUUCAUCAAACUGAAAUGAAGUGAUCGAGCCACGACGUGCUUACGGGGUACAUCCUCGCGAAAGAAGCAUGGAUCUCCGGAGUGGCUACUCCAUUUCGAUCGCUUGUUUGCUGAUCGUCAUUGCUGCCGUUUACGAUGCCGAAAGCAGCGGGCAGGAAACAACGUUACGAACCGUGCCGGGUCUGGAGACCUGGGGCUCGAACACGACCAGCAGGUUCGCCGAGGGUGCGGUCGGUCAAGGACGCCCUUCCCGAAAACGGCUCGAGCCAAACAAGCAACGCCAACAGGAGGAGAAUUACGAGGGUGGGGAGGAGUACGCGGACGAGGACGAGGACGAGGACGAGGACGAGGACGAGUACGAGGACGAGCUGAAAGCCGUCGCGGAGUCGCACGAAGCGAUGUCGAGAGACGACACUAGGAACUCGAACGUGUCCGCGGCAGCCGCGAGCAAAGACGACGCUGGACUCGGACCCACCGCCGCCAACAACUUCGACUCGCACGAGGUAAUCACGGCCAACGAUUCCGACGAGGAUGUCGCCUCCAACGAGGCGAUCACCGACGAGAUCGUCGACAAGUACGAUCAGGAGGUUUACGAGCUUCUGAAGUACAAAAAGGAACGGAACACCUCGAGUCACGGCGGAGACGGCAGAUCGAAGACGAAACGCGUGCCGACCGUAAAGAAGGAACUAAGCACGCAAAAAGAGAUACUGAUAGGCAGCAACGAGACUCAGGCGACGGAAAGCCCGGUGUCGAAUCAUCCGAUCGAGGCGAUUCGAAGAGUAAACGUCGGAUCGAACAAGUCGAUAAAACUAGAAAGUCCGGCCGGAGGUGAAGUCCUCGUCGACGAUCGAUACUCCGACUCGGAGUUGAAAAGCUCGAAGAAGUUGGACAAAAGGCAAGAAACGGUUCUGAAGAAUCUGAAAUCUUAUUUGUUGACGGAAUACGCGACCGAGGAGGAACAACUGCAAAAGCUGCUUCGCGAUCUCAGCGCUCGAGAGGACGCUCUGGAGGAGAACUGGCUGAAAGUCCUGGUGAACCUAGCGGAGAAUCAGAUCCGACGGGAACGAGCGCAGAAACUUCUCCUAAACACGGUGAACGAGACGAAGCUCCCGAGAAACGGCCUGGACCCGGCUAACCGAGGCUACGUUUAUCCCGCCGCGACGGAAUCCUCGAUCGAUUCGAGGAAGUCGCGCAACAAACUCACCAACAAGAAGAAGAAGAAGAAGAAGAAACAAACGCCAAGACGUCGUUACUCCACGAGCACGUUUGAUCCGUUACCAGAGACGACCACCACCACUACCACCACCACCACCAGCAGCAACACGGAGACGCCGUCCGUCGAGUGGCGUCUCUUCGCGGAAAGGCUGUUCGGUCCGUCUUGGAAUCAAGAAUCGAACAAGAAUCCAGGGACUUUGGCCUCCGACGAGUUCACCUCGGAAAGGAGGGUCGAAAACGUUCCCGAACCCGAAGAUCGGAGGCUCGUUCGAUUUGGGAAACUCGGUGGCCGUUGGCCCGACCGACGAGAGAUCGCGAACGCGUAUCUGGACUCGGAACGCAUGCCGGACUACGAUCUGGACGAAUCGUACCAACGACUACGGUACGAUCAGCACCAGCAGGAUCAUCGAAGCGAUUUGAACGCGCAGGCUGACGGUUUCGAGCGGAACCGGGACUACGAGGCAGAGGCGCGCGAUUUCGCGGCGAGCAAGAGCUGGCCCGACGCUAGCUACGAGUACGAUUCGCCUUGGAACACCGCACGACAACCACCGAUGCCGAUCAACUCCGAAACCUGGCCUUGGAGGCAGCAACAGCAACAGCAGCAGCAACCUCGAGACGACUCCGAGUUCUGGUCCUCGCACCGUAACAAGUUCCAGCCGAUGGAGGAAACCUAUCGGUUGCAGUUGCGCGACGACCACGCGGAAAACGAGAAACUCUGGCACCCGCAGCGGAUGCAUCUGCCUUGGAACAGAGACAGGUCCGCAUGGCCGAUAGAACGGUCCUCGAAAGACUCUCCUCAGUGGCAACGGAACGAACAAUCCGCGAGGAUGUACGAUCGCGAGCAGACUGACCCAGCUGCCUGGGAGAAGGGUGAACAUCGCUCCGAGGCGAACGGGUCCUCGGCGAAGCAACAGUCCAAAGAGAAGAUCGUUUUUCCGAAAAUCACGAUGAAGACGUGGAACAGUCUGACCUCGGACCCGGCUACCUGGCCGCACAAGCUGCCGGGCGCGAAACCGUGGCCGAAAGACGAGAACGGAAAGUCCUACAACCCGAACGCCGAUCUCGUUCGGAAGCUAGGUUUGGACAAGCAGAACGACACGGCGUGGUCGUCCAACGAAGAGACGGAUAAAACGAACGGGGAUAGGAAACCGAAAGACGAGAAGCAGAACAGAGUUUACGGUUUGAAAGAGUCCAUGAUCGGGGACGAUAAAUCGGACGGCGACGAGGCAAGGUCUUUGGCCGACUCGAUCACGCCUUGGGCACGGCUGGCGGAAUCGAAAGGCACGAAAGAGUGGACGGAGUCGAAAAGUAAGCAGUCCGAGGAUACCGAUUAUUGGAAAUGGCCGGGAUACCAGGAUAAAAGCUCCUGGCCGAACAAAGCCGCUCUGCCCAAAAUCCAAUCGGUGGGUGCUUGGGUGUUGUCGCCGGACAAAACCGCCUGGGAACCGUACCGGAUCGAGCCGAUCGAGCUCGCGGACGAGGACCACGACGACGAUGGUUCCCGCGGUUGGUUGAAACCGAUCGGUAGGUCGAGUACCGAGGCCAAGUGGUCCGACAAAGGAUCCUCCAGGUCGGACAAACCUCUCUGGUCGAAGACGUCGAACGAUGCGGAGGUUUGGAAAUCCGGGAAACCAGGUUCUUGGUUCGCGAAAACGAAACAGACGGAGCAGUCGAGCGACCCUGACUCGUGGAAAAGGAGAGAAGGAGGGUUGGCGUGGUUGAAAAAAGCUCAGUCCUGGCCGACGCGGAACGGGAACGAGAAUUCUUGGACAGGUAAGGGGGCCGAUGUCUCCUGGUCGACCAGAUCCAACGAAUCCUGGCCGUCGAAAACCACCAACGGGCAGACAGCCAACCACGUCGCGGAUUCUUCGUCGGUCAAGACGAAGGAGAACGACUCGUGGAAGAUCGAGGACGCGUGGUCGGGAAAGUCGAGCGAUCGGAACAGCGGUGGUGGUUCGAAAAGCAACGAGCCGUCCCCUUGGCAGCGAAAGAUCAACGAGAAGUGGAACUACGACGACAAGGCCGGCUCGACGGGAACCUGGCCGUCCAAGUGGAAGCAGUUCGCCUACCAUCGAGUAACGGCCAUGCCGAUCUCGAAACCGGGAACCACGUCCGACGGUGUCGCGUCCAAGUCGAAAAACGCGUUCGUCGCUGUGUCCGCGGUCUCGUCGCCGAUAUAUACUGGACACGAGGGGAAGAAGGACGAGGAGGACGCGGGGAACGAAAGAACAAGGUCCGAGGAUCAGGGACGGUCUAGCGAUAAUCAGCUUCGAGCGAAUCUCGAACGUCCUAUCAGCGCCUGGAAGAAGGACCUUGGUCAGCGCUCGAGUUCCACGAAAGUCAACGGCGAUCCGCAGGAGAACAAGCACGAGGCACUCGUGCAAAUUGACUUCUGGUCCUACGGAGAGGACGAGGCUGAGAAAAGAAGAUCAACGACAACGGGCGUGACGGAGACGACGUCCACGGUCCCGACGAACGUCACGUCGUCGUCGGCGCCCCGUCGCGCGGGGACCAACGGCCUCCUGGAAACGAAUCGAUGGACGAUUUCGAUGAAAUAGAUCGAUAAUUUACGGUAGAUCCUGAUCCUGAUCUUGGCCGACGCGCGCGUACCGAUCUGUUCCGUCGACGGCGACGAUAGACCACGCGAUGUCUGCGAGGAAUUUAAAAAAGCGAGCCCAUUGGCCACCUGCCAAACGCGCACCGUGCCCUGUCCUCGAACCUCUUCUCGGUUUCUGGUAUCAUCGGCGUCGAGACCUAACCAUUCCUCGAACGUUGCGCAAAAACCUUUCGUUUUCCAGCUUGGAGAGAUUUAUGGCCGAUACGUAAGGGCAGAGGAAAUAUCGUCGCCUCGGUGGGCACGUUUUCAGAACGAGAGGGGCGAGCAAUCUUUCCCGUUCGCAUACGAACGAGAACAUUCGGAUUCAGGUCCGCGAUCUAACGAAAAUGAUAUUUUAAAUACUUCCGAUACGCGUUCUCGCAUUGCCUUGCCCGUCCGAGCUAUUUUAAACCCACACUACUCGCAGCUCUACCGCGUACGGUCAAACCUUGUCCCCUUCGUCGAUUAAUUACCAACGAUCGCAUUGUUUAAACUUUCGUUCUUAAGCUCGAGUCUCGACUAAAUAAAAGUACCGAAAGUAUAUAUAUGUAUCUGCCUUAUUAAACGGCUCGGUGUUCGAUAAGCGAUCGAUGGAGGAACGCGAUUUCAACGAAACCAUCGAUUCCCAUUGAAGAUCGAGCGAGCGAUUUCGAGAGCAUAUUUGAAAUUUAGAUGAAACUCGCUCGGAUUUUAAAGACCAUCGUCGCGUCGUCUCCGCGGUCGAGUUGUAUAUCGAUUCUC